This is a messenger RNA of Kazachstania africana CBS 2517, 2001 nucleotides long. Its product is annotated as alpha-mannosyltransferase. Gene Ontology annotation, cellular component: Golgi apparatus. Bases 1 to 2001 code for a protein of 666 amino acids. NCBI's taxonomy places the organism in Eukaryota, Fungi, Ascomycota, Saccharomycetes, Saccharomycetales, Saccharomycetaceae. The record is from RefSeq and is a predicted model, not a curated record. Gene Ontology annotation, biological process: protein O-linked glycosylation. Gene Ontology annotation, molecular function: alpha-1,3-mannosyltransferase activity. The transcript has a single exon.
AUGUGUAGAAUACAUUUCAGGGUGAAGAGGGUACUUUCCACUAAGUUUAUUAUAUUACUUUGUGGUUUUUUGGUUCUAUAUUUGAUUACAAACAGGCGUAACUCGCUAUCUUCGCAAGCCGGUGGUCCUAUCCCAAGUGACUUGAAGUAUAAAUCAGAUAAAACCAGUACGUUUCAAAAAAUUGGGUACAGAAGCGCUGACUCUGAAUCUCCAUUACAUGAUAUACUCCAAAGAAGGGAGAGGCUGAGAAGGCAACUUAAAAAUCCAUUCUUCCGCGCCUAUUCCUUCAUAAGAGGGCUACUGGUAAAUCCUGGUUCUGGUAGGGAGAAUCGAGAAGAAGAGUUCGAAUUGCUCACCAAUUGGAACAACACAACAUUAUUGACACAAUGCAGCUAUUUGAUUGAGAAUAUAUAUCAAAAUAAUCCAAGCUGGACAAAUGAGGAAAUUGUUAAGUUUCAUAAUAAUGAUAACGUUGAUGAUUUAAUGAUGUCGCUGAUGGGAGAAAGGGUGCGGAUCUAUAAUUAUUGUUUCACUCACGGCAACUUAAACACAUUGGAUGUGCUUAAAACCAAAUAUUUCAAAAAACAAGGUAUAGACCCUUGGGAUUAUCAGAGUAGAACGUUUCCAUUUUUCAAAGAAAAUAUUGAUCCUGAAAACUACCUUCUUUGGCCCAAUAUAUAUGAUUUGUCUUUGGAAUCAGAAAACAAGCUUCUUCCAAAACCUUCUUUCAAGACAGGAAAUCGACAAUUCAAUCUCAAUUUUCUACAGUAUUGGAAAAUGUUAGGAAAGGGGAGAGGUAUAGUUACAACUUUACCAAUAGGGGACAUCAAAUUAUUUUACAAGCAGUUGAAAGUUUUGGAUUACCUUAAUAACACAUUACCCAUUCAAAUUGUUACUACAGGAGGAGCCUCCGUGGAACUAUUCAUUGAAGAGCUGAAAAGCUAUUCAAAAAGCACGCAUCAAAAGAUUCUCCUGAUCGAUACAUCUCCAAUGCUUAAUACUUCCUUCGCUAGCCUGUAUAUUAGAUUCUUUAGUAAUAAGUGGAUCUCUAUACUUUUCAAUACAUUUGAAGAAAUGAUUUUUAUGGAUGUUGACGUUGUGCCAUUUGUUAAUCCAAACGAAUUCUUUGAGAUAGAUGGUUACAAAGAGACUGGUAUAUUCAUGUACAAAGAUAGAGCAUUAUUGAAUGAACACACGUUUCAGUAUUGUAUAGAUACGUUCCGCGGACUUGAGCCAUCCAUGCAGGAAAAUGAGUUACUUAGCAAGAAUCAUGUUCUCGAUAGACUUCUAAGAGGCAGUUCUGACAAGAGUAAAUCUGCGAAAGACCAAACAGGCCAGCAACAAACUUUUAAUAGCUUCUUCAUCGAUCAAAAAUUGCAUCACGUUGACAGCGGACUGGUAGUCAUCGAUAAAAAGAGAAAAUUUGAUGGUAUCCUUAUGUCAUUUUUACUUAAUAUUGACUGGAAAACACAGAGAUGUGUGUAUGGUGAUAAAGAAGUAUUCUGGUUGGGCCAUUUAUUUGCUGGAAGUGAUUACGCUAUUGAUGCCACCUAUGCUGGUCUUCUAGGCCCCAUAGGGAAAGAUGAUGAUGAAGCUACGUCUUCCACAAGAUACCAUAUUUGCUCAGCUCAAAUUUCUCAUAACGAUGGAGAAAGGCUGAUGUGGGCUAAUGGAGGAUUGAAGACUUGUAAGUUGGAUAAUGCCGCAGAGGCCGACUUCGAUGCUAAUCCAGACUAUUUUUCUUCGAGGUACAAUGAUAAGGAGACUUUAGAGCAAAUGUAUAGCUCAGCGUUAGGUAUAGAUGCAAUGAUUAUUCCAGAUCCAGAGGUAGAUCCAUGGUUACAGAUCCAGGAGUGUCAAAACUACAUGUAUUGUGCGUUUGUAACUACUGACGUUAAUGAUUCACCAUUAGACGCAGGGAGUCUUGUUAAAUUUAAGUCGCCUAGUUUGAUAAGUUAUAACAAAAUCUCAAAUCUUUGGAAUGAUGCAGUUAUAUCGUAA